ACGCAUCGUUUUUGUUUAUUGUUCAUUUAAUUUUUUUCGGAUAGGUCACAAGCUUAUAUAUGAGGCUGCAGCUGGUUUAACUGGAAACACUUGUGGUCCGCCGACUGUUCGAGAUCAUUGCACACGACUGUCACAAGUCAUUAGUGUCGAGGAAACCAGAGAUCCUAAGAGAAACCAGUGAGGAGCCAGUGAGGAGCCAGUGCCAACAUGCUGCUGCCACCGCACCAGGAAGCCUGCAAUCCCGGCUUCUGCGAUUGCCCGUUCCCCAACUCCAUCGAGGUCACCAACCACAAGGGUCACAUACCCGACUUGGUGAAGUGCCGUUGCGGCGAGGAUGAGCUCGGCAACGUAAGUCCCUGGCGGUGGCACGCCACAGAGGAAUCGGAUGCCAUUGUGACCGACAGGGACAUCAUCUUCCACCCCACCUACAGCCAGGGCACGGCGAUUGUGAGGGGGGAACGGGCCCUUAAGCCAGGCAUGGUCCACUUCUGGGAGAUGCGCGUCAUCACGACUCUGGCCGGCACAGAUGUGAUGUUCGGCAUCGGCACGGAGAGCGUUAAUCUAGGGCAGUUUAAGUUCCACUUUGUCUCGGCUCUGGGCACCAAUGCCCAGUCCUGGGGCUUCUCGUAUUCCGGACGCAUCCAGCACUGCGGCGAGCAGCUUCCCUACGGCCAGAAGUUCUCGCAGGGCUGCCUGAUUGGAGUCUGUCUGGAUCGAACGCGGGGACACUUAGAGUUCUAUCUGAACCGCCGGUCGUUGGGAGUGGCCUACACCAACGUUCCCACAGAUCCGGAUGUCAACAUAUAUCCCAUGGUCUGCUCCACGGCGGCGAAAUCCGUUAUAAGGCUAAUUAAUUGCACGUCGCAACCGGUGACGCUGCAGCUGCGAUCCUUCCAAGCUUUGUCCAGGCAGCCCCUCAAGUUGGCCGAACUGCGACAGAUGCCGGGUCUGAAGGGCAUCCUGCAAUCGUACUGGUUCCUGGCGCCGCCAAUUCGUUACUCCCGGAACUCUCGGGAAAACGAAUUGGACUUGGGCGACGAGGCGGUGCUCUCCAGUUCCAAGUUAAGGUUGGGACGCAAACAAAAGUACCGAGAAACUGACGAUGCGGCCGUUGACGAGGACGACUUGUACGCCAAUGCACACAAGAUCACACUGCGGAGUAGUGAUAGCGGCGACGAGGAGCACACCGCCUCCGUCCACGAGAUGUGCGACGAGUAUUUCCACUACUUGCUGUAGCUAGCACCUAAAAACCAUAUCAAAAUAAUUAAUUAUGCAUUUAUUUGAAGGAGCCUAUUAAGUAGAAUUGUUAAAGAAGCGUUUAAUUUACGUUAUGUUUAGUCUCGUUAAUAUCAACAAAUACAGACAUUCUCGGAGAGAUGAAUAACUUCAAAAUAA
This is a messenger RNA of Drosophila subpulchrella, 1395 nucleotides long. RefSeq names its product SPRY domain-containing SOCS box protein 3. Gene Ontology annotation, cellular component: SCF ubiquitin ligase complex. Gene Ontology annotation, molecular function: protein binding. Gene Ontology annotation, biological process: proteasome-mediated ubiquitin-dependent protein catabolic process. The record is from RefSeq and is a predicted model, not a curated record. The transcript is spliced from 3 exons. Bases 208 to 1236 code for a protein of 342 amino acids. NCBI's taxonomy places the organism in Eukaryota, Metazoa, Arthropoda, Insecta, Diptera, Drosophilidae.